AUGCGACCAAAAGACAUAACUCAAUAUCAGCAGGGUUGGCAAAGAGAGAUCGAGCAAAGCCUCACACUGCCAGCUCCAAAUUCUACACUGCUCCAAAUACUGUUCCAGUUCCAAAGAGAGCAAAAGUCAACCCUUAACACUGACAAAGAUCCUCAGAAGAGCACAAAUGAGAAGAACAGCAGCACUGACCUGACAAGUAAAAGGUCAGAGUGUGCUAAAGAGCUGCCCCUUCCUUACCUCCACCCCUGGCCCAUGCCCUCUCCCCCCAGGAACACCCCCUUGAUGCUGGGGCUGGUUCUGACAAAGAGCAGAGCGUUCCAGCAGAUGUUGACCAGCAUGAAGUACUGGGCCAGCAGGUGGGCCGCUUUCCACCAGGCGGACCACGCCGUCUUCUUCUGGUCUGCCUCCAGCGGAGCCUCGACCAGCACCAGCAGGGAGAUGCAUCUGCAGCAGCGCUGGCAGGAGCUGAGGGAGAGAGAGCUUACAGCCCAACAACACAACAGGCAGCUGCUGCAGCAGUUUGAAGAAGCGCAGGACACCCUGAGAGAGAUGUUGAGCCUUACUGCUGCCAUGAAAACUAUUCGGAUGGAGUAUGAACGGUACCUGGAUGAGAGCUCCCCCCGCUGGCAGAAGGAACUCAAGGAGAAAACACAGGCUGCUCAGAAGAAGAGGAUGGAGGAAUAUUUGAGGUCAUGUCUAAAGAACACAGAAGAUAAACUGACAAAGUCCUCAGCAGAUCGACCUUUACUUUCACAAGGACCUACUUCAAAGCCACAAAAUGUUGCUCCCCCUCAAAAGCACUGCAGCCAAAACAGCCACUUAGACUACAACCAACAUGGCUCCCCACAUCUCCCUUACACGCAAUCUUCCUGGCAGACCAACCCUCAAUCCCAAGCAUCUAGGUUUCCCAUCAGAGCACCCCAUCAACUUCAGGGUUCCUCUCAUGUCCCUCCAUCUUUCCUCCCACCAACCAUCUUCCCGGACCCAUUCCAGCUCCACCACCUCGGCUCUACUCCUGGUCAUCAUCACCCCUGGCCCAGGCAGAAUCCACCAGUUUGGUCUUCCUCGCAGCCCCACUACCCCUGGACUGCUGGUGCAGCUGGAAUUCCUUCAGGCUCUGAGGCUCUGUGGGGUCAGCUCUACACAGAGGAGCCUCCUACUGAGACUGGGGUGGCGCAGACUGCGGAGGAGGAGGCUGAGACAAGCAGAGCACCAAGCUCAAAGAGAGAGAGAGGUGGUGGAAGCAGGAGCAGUCAUUUAUCCCAGGAGCUGGACAUCAAACCAGUUCGUCUAUCCAGCGGCCAUGCAGAGAGCGGCGAGAGCAGCAUGGAGUGCAGUCAGGCGAGCACAGAGAAGAGGAAGAGGAGGGAGAAGAGAGGAAUAGCACGGCGUACCUCCUCAGACAGAGAAAGACGCAGCUCUCAGGAAUCAUCUAGGAUAUCCAGCGCCGUUGUCACUGCUGCAGUCACAGUGGCCCAAAGCUCAGAAAGUGAGGCCUCAUCAGAGAAAGGCAGGACGAGCACCAGGAGGACAAGGAGGAGUGGGGGACUUUCUGUUGGAUCACCAGGGGAUGAGAAGGAGACAAAAGGAAGGACCAGGAGCAAUGGAGAUGACUCAGGGAGUCACAAAGAAGAGACUCAGUCUGGUGAGGAGCUGGGGAGUCCAACUGAGGAAUCCAGGGGUGGAAAAGCAGGGGAUCAAAGUUCUGAUGUCAAAUCUGAGCGGUGUAAUGAGGAGUCAGGGUCCCAGAGGGAGGAGGAGGAAUCAGGAAGUGUAAGUUUAGAGAUUGAAAAUGAAGGUGGAGAUGAAAUAGAAAAGCAGGAGAGGAGCAGUGUAGGAGAUGAGGAUGAGGAGGAGCGUGAGAAAGAUCUGGGAGACGGUGAAGGAGAUGACAGUGAAGAAAAACAGAACAAUCAGACAGAUCACGAGCAAGAGGAGAGAGAUGUGGAAGAUGACGAUGAGGCUUCUGAAAAAAAGAAUACAACAGAGGAAGAAGAGGAGACAGGAGCAGAGGAAGAGAUGGAGGAGUCAGAGAGGCUGAAGAGUGACGGCGGUGAGAAAGGGAAACAGGGUCCCGCAUCUUCCCAGGAUGAAGAGGUGGGCGAGGACGCGAGCGAAGGAGGCGAGGAAAAAACUGAGGAGGCGGGGGAGUCCUAUGAAGAGGAGGAAGGGGAGCAGAGAAGAGACGAAGCAGGAGAACCAGAGGAGGGAGGAGAUUCAGAGGACAGCAUCAUCUCACCACAGGACAAAUCUAAAAUGAUGCACAUUAUUCCUGAGGCGGCAAGCGAAGAUGAGGAAGAUGAUGAGGAAGAGGGGAGUAAAACAGGAUCCUCUGACGGUGACUCAAAUGAGAUCAGCGAUGAGGAUGAUGUUGAGCAUCUACUAGCACCUCAACAACAAUCACAGAAAAAAGAAGCAAAGGACCUGAGAGCUCACGAGAAACCUAAAGCUUUUUGUGACAAGGUGGAGAUUUUCCAAGUGGAGUUGGACAAAUCGACGAAGACUGAUAACCCAAGUGACUCUGAUGAGUUUGACCAUUUUUAUGACUAAAUGUGUUGGUCUAAACUGCCUACACCUUCAGAAUAAAAGUACAAAUCCUUACCUUAGUCACUUAGAAUCAGGUAUUAGAGUAUUAUAUUAAAAAAAAGGAGUUGAAACUGUU
Molecule: messenger RNA, 2662 nt
Organism: Micropterus dolomieu (smallmouth bass)
Lineage: Eukaryota; Metazoa; Chordata; Actinopteri; Centrarchiformes; Centrarchidae
Product: ABC transporter F family member 4-like
Exons: 11
Coding region: 1-2550 (849 amino acids)
Source: RefSeq, a predicted model, not a curated record